Molecule: messenger RNA, 1245 nt
Organism: Daldinia decipiens
Lineage: Eukaryota; Fungi; Ascomycota; Sordariomycetes; Xylariales; Hypoxylaceae
Exons: 1
Coding region: 352-1083 (243 amino acids)
Source: RefSeq, a predicted model, not a curated record
GAGAUGAAAUUCGGAUGUGGUGCCAAACAAUGCCUAACAACAAGUGAAGAAUGGCAUUUUUCCCUUUUUCCUUUUUUGCCCUUCCAAUCAAUUUAUUCAAUGCUCUUUAUGCAAAUAGUGGCAUAACACGUAACACAUAACACACAUAACACACCUGGGCAAAGCGUCAGAGCCCAAGUCACUUACAGUAGGUAGCCCGCUAGAUGACGUGGGCAUAACCACGUAGUGCGUCCAUAGUGCAUCUAUAUCGCAUCCAUAUUGCAUUCCAUAUUGCAUCCAUGUGAAUUUAUUAGGGCUUAUCUACCGGAGCCGGGAGUACCUAUAGGUAGGUGUGCAGACCUCCAAGCCAAGAUGUCUCCAACAGUCCGAACACAACCUACUCCGGGCAUUAUGUCCCUCAUAACACCCGCCAUAUUUUUUCUUGCAGCUUUGUCUGGAAGCUAUCUAUUUUCCUUCAGAGCCCGUCGCUCAAGAGCUCAUGGCCUGACCCGUGAUUUUAUGUCAAGCUCUCGAUCGCGAGGCUUUGACGAUUAUGAUUCCGCAGACGAGGAUUUCGCUGCAGACGCGCAGUCGCGAAAUCCCAUCUAUGACUCUGGAGAAGAAGAUGACUACCUCAUGGUAUUUGACAAACCUCAAUUCCGAACACAAUUCGGAGUAGGACCUGGCGCUGCUGUGCGCGGAUACCCCAGCUAUGGGGGAAUCUACGUGCUCCAUUGCACAGCUGUCGAACUUGAUUUCUUAAAUCUAGACCGAUUCCACAUCGCCAUGAGAUCUCUGGAUCAGGCAGAGGAAGAUAUCCAUUGCGGUAAUAUGCGCAAGCUCGGAGCCACCUGGUGGGAGAGCGAAGAUGCCUACAGGAGGAAUUUCAUGAGUCCAGAUAGAUACAAUCAACCGGUCGUCUACGUUGGCUGGCCCGCAGGUGGUGGUGUCUGGGUUCUGAGAACAACACACGGAGACGCGUCGUCGAGAGGUAUCGGCAGAAUCAACAACACUUACAACAUGGAGGAACGUUGCCGUUUAAUCAGACAACUGGGCGGAUCCUACUACGAACAUCCGGAAGACGGCGUAAACCUCGUGUUCUAAGCAGCAGCCGGAUGUGAUGGGAGGAAAAGGCUCGGGUUAUACAGGGAGACUAACUACGGCCAAUGUCAACGGCCACUAUCCUCCACACCGCCUCGUCGGAUCGCAUCACUCACUCUAGGGUCUACAUGACUACUACACCGACGCAUCAUUUUCGACACCAAA